AUUUUAAAAGCAUUUAUAAUAAUGGAUAAAACUUUCUCAAUAGCACAAACUUUGGAUCUUCCUGAAGAGAAUAAUCUACACAUAAUUCCCCUAGCAAACAAUUAUUCAAUUUUGGUUUAUGUCGAUACAACAACUUUUGCAACAAAAACAAGAAACCCCAAAACACUGUCAAAUGUAACUAAUAGUGAAUCAACAAAAUAUCAGCCGAAAAAAUGUGUCAUGGGUUGCGAAUAUACAACUACAACAUUUUUUCAUAGAGUUCCACAAGAUGAAGAAAGCCUGGAAAUAUGGAGAAAGAAACUGAAGUUAGAACAUUUAAGAAAAUCCCACAGAAUAUGCAACAAACAUUUUAACAAAAGGCUUCAAAUUGCUCAAAAGCGUCUACCUAAUUGGGUAGUUCCAGAUUCACCAGAAGUAUCCGAUUCAGAAGAUAACAACACGACAGAAAAAAAGGACAAUGAUACAAGCAAUAUAUGCAACUUGUGGAAAAUCACUCGGAUACCAGAAGAAAAUACUAAAAUUAGAAUAAAAAAUUCAUUAUAUCCUGCAAACAUGAAAAAAGAUAUUCUUGCUUGCAAAUAAUCUAAUUUAUUAAAACAAAAAAAAAUCUCAUACUUGUCAUAUUGAUUUGGUAUUACUUUAAAAAAGAUUGUGUAAACACUAAACAAUUAAGGUUUUUGAUUUUGAUAUCAUAAAAUCAGUUAAUAAUACAUUUUUCAAUAAGAAUUACAUUUUCUGUUUGGAAAUCCUCCUUUAUUUAUUUUGUUAUUAAUUAUUUAAGAUAAUAUUCUAUCUCGCUGCUUGUGUUCAAAUAAUUGUAAUUAAGUUUUAAGAUUUAUUAAUGUGUCAAUAAAUUGAAUUAAAAGGAUACAAA
Episyrphus balteatus (marmalade hoverfly) is the source of this 874-nucleotide messenger RNA. RefSeq lists its product as uncharacterized. The record is from RefSeq and is a predicted model, not a curated record. NCBI's taxonomy places the organism in Eukaryota, Metazoa, Arthropoda, Insecta, Diptera, Syrphidae. Bases 22 to 582 code for a protein of 186 amino acids. The transcript has 4 exons.